AUGAUCCGCCGCAAGCCAACGGCUAUAACGGUGACGUCCGAGGACAUAAUUGCCUUUGAAGAAGCACAGCUCCGCCGUCAACAGGAAAUCAUGAACAGAAAAGCCAACAAGACUGAUUCCACUGGCACCAAGGCUGAGAAUGACGGAAUCGAUCCUAAUGAUGAGCUGAAGCCGUUGCCGGGUGACAAGGCGAGGAUCGUGAGGACUCGAGACGAGAGAAUUGGCGUUGGGCGGUAG
Molecule: messenger RNA, 237 nt
Organism: Microsporum canis CBS 113480
Lineage: Eukaryota; Fungi; Ascomycota; Eurotiomycetes; Onygenales; Arthrodermataceae
Exons: 2
Coding region: 1-237 (78 amino acids)
Biological process (GO): anaphase-promoting complex-dependent catabolic process
Cellular component (GO): anaphase-promoting complex
Source: RefSeq, a predicted model, not a curated record